Mollisia scopiformis is the source of this 276-nucleotide messenger RNA. Its product is annotated as UPF0057-domain-containing protein. Gene Ontology annotation, cellular component: membrane. The transcript is spliced from 3 exons. Lineage: Eukaryota; Fungi; Ascomycota; Leotiomycetes; Helotiales; Mollisiaceae. The record is from RefSeq and is a predicted model, not a curated record. Bases 1 to 276 code for a protein of 91 amino acids.
AUGCCUUUCACCGCAAGCGAUAUCUGCAAGAUCAUUCUUGCCGUCAUUCUCCCACCUCUUGGUGUCUUCCUUGAGCGAGGAUGUGGUGCUGAUCUCCUCAUCAACAUUCUGUUGACCAUCCUUGGUUACAUUCCUGGAAUCAUUCACGCUUUGUAUGUCAACACCAUUUCCUGCUUCACAUCUGCCUCGGAGUCUUCGGUGCCAGUGUCAAAACAUUGGAACCCCAGACUUCUGAAGCAAUGCGACGUCAUCAUCGACCCCUGGAGCGAUCGCUAA